Centruroides sculpturatus (bark scorpion) is the source of this 1428-nucleotide messenger RNA. Its product is annotated as endonuclease G, mitochondrial-like. The transcript has a single exon. Gene Ontology annotation, cellular component: mitochondrial inner membrane; nucleus. NCBI's taxonomy places the organism in Eukaryota, Metazoa, Arthropoda, Arachnida, Scorpiones, Buthidae. The coding region runs from base 697 to 1185 and encodes 162 amino acids. The record is from RefSeq and is a predicted model, not a curated record. Gene Ontology annotation, molecular function: nucleic acid binding; single-stranded DNA endonuclease activity; metal ion binding. Gene Ontology annotation, biological process: apoptotic DNA fragmentation.
GGCCGCUGGUGGUAGUAUGUUAUGGUGGAAAGUGACACGACAUCCCGCACGGCUCGGAUAGUUUUGUUUCGGUGUUCACUAUGUGGUUUCACCAAUGAAAAUUUAAAAGCUGAAAGCUCGGGUCAAUGCACGCAGUGACGUGUCGUCUCGAAUAUUUUUCGAACGGUAGCCGGCAUUCUAAUUUUUUCGUGAGUACUUUUAAUGCUCUGUCGGCAAGACGAUCCAUUUUGUAGUUGAAUUUUAUAGUUGGGACUCUUAACUUUCGUCUCCAAAAACGCAAUUUUAAAAUCAUGGAUUCCUCAGUCACGACACCGGUAUUCAGGCGCCGCUAUCUUUGUUCUUUUAUCCUGGUUCUUAAAUACCUAUAAACGGCAAAGCACACUCGUAACUCCUGUAGUAGCCAAGGUCCAUAAACAUAAGGUCGGGACACCAAUGUUCCCUAUAGAGCCGCUAUUUUCGAUCCGCAGUUCCAAGGUUACGAUAUAGAUUUCGUGCUAUCUACGAGUUUGAGCCACAGAAUUCCGUUUAUAAUUUUAAAUAGAGUAUGUUUUUCAUUUAGAAGUUACUCUUGACACAUAAUUAAAGACUUUAAAUUUUUACGAAACACGACUUGGAAUAACAGAUGGCGCUGCGCGCAAACUUGGGAAUUUCGAGUAGUUCGUUACUUUUUACGAAGGAAACGGUGGUUUCGCCGGUAUGAAGUCGAAAGUCGUAGGUUUAUGCAUAAGUUCGGCCGUCGGAUGGAGUUUGGGAAUACAGUUCGAGAAAUGGAGGACGUCUACCGUACGGGCUAAGACUUUAAUAGAAGACCAAGCGGAUUCCGCACCGAUAUUACCGCCGAAUAGAAUCGGACAGAUCGCUAGAUACGGAUUUCCCGGAACCGGAAACGUAAGGGCUUUGGACGAUUUCCUUCUGUCCUACGACUUCAGAAAUCGAAUAGCUUACUGGACUCUGGAGCAUUUAACUUACGACAGACUUCAUCCCAAUUACAAAGUAGACAGAAGUAAAUGCGAAUUCGUCCAAGACGAAUCCAUCCACGCUCUCUUCCGAUCCACUAACGACGACUUCAAACGUAGCGGUUACGACAGAGGACAUUUGGCUGCCGCCGGUAACCAUCGAAUGAGUCAGAAGCACGUGGAACAGACGUUUUUUCUCAGUAACAUCGCUCCUCAGGUGAGUUAUUAAUUUAAGGGCUCGUUCGCAUUAGUCAAGUAACCUGAAACCACUUGACCUCUUUGAACCUUUUGCGUUUCGAGUCAAAUAACAACUUGAAUGGUGUGAGUCUUACUUGUUUACUGCUAGUUAAUUAAUUAAAGGGGCCUGCUUUUGAUUUUGAAAAGUUUAUUACCUUGACGAGACACGAGUGAUAAGAGUAAUGAAAAGAUAAGUAAAUUUUUCGAAAUCACGAAAAAUACGAUGUUUGCUGGA